Molecule: messenger RNA, 1728 nt
Organism: Mya arenaria
Lineage: Eukaryota; Metazoa; Mollusca; Bivalvia; Myida; Myidae
Product: myosin regulatory light polypeptide 9-like
Exons: 5
Coding region: 132-650 (172 amino acids)
Cellular component (GO): cytoplasm; myosin II complex
Molecular function (GO): calcium ion binding; myosin heavy chain binding
Source: RefSeq, a predicted model, not a curated record
GAAAUUGCCGUUUUGACUUGACACCACGGCGCAUGCGUACUAGAAUUUCUGUGUUACUCAUUUCCUGGUUGAAAUAGUUCGAAUAUUUUCGUUUUUGUCCUCGUUUCCUUCGCUAGCUAGUGAAAAUCAUAAUGUCCAGCCGUAAAACAAAAGCAAAGGGAGCCACAAAGAAGCGUGCCCAGCGCGCGACUUCCAAUGUGUUCGCCAUGUUUGACCAGGCUCAGAUCCAGGAGUUCAAGGAGGCUUUCAACAUGAUUGACCAAGAUAGGGACGGCUUCGUAAGCAAGGAGGAUCUACAUGACAUGCUUGCCUCUCUAGGCAAGACCCCAACUGAUGCGUACCUUGAUGAUAUGAUGUCAAGUGCGCCCGGCCCCAUCAACUUCACCAUGUUCCUAACCAUGUUUGGAGAGAAGCUGAACGGCACUGACCCGGAGGACGUCAUCAGGAAUGCCUUCGCUUGCUUUGAUGAAAACAAUGCUGGCUUUAUCCACGAGGAAAGGCUGAGAGAACUGCUGACCACAAUGGGCGACAGAUUCACUGAUGAUGAGGUGGAUGAAAUGUUCCGGGAAGCACCAAUCAAAAAGGGCAACUUUGACUAUAACGAGUUCACAAGAAUCCUCAAACACGGGAAGAAAGAUGACAAUGAAUGAGAACAUUCCAAUUUAACCUUGACAUAACCACUUCAUGUAAAUUGUGCAGUCUGCAAUGAAUGUGUAUGAGGUGAUUGUUAAUGGAUGUUCAGGCAUAAACAUGAUCUGAUAUUUGAAUUUUUGUUAAGGAUUGGCUUUUAUUUAGCACAAACUUCGGCAUUAUAGUGGUCAAAAAGCAGCAUUUGAUCACCUACAUUUAAAUAUAUGACUAAAAACAGUCGUGGAACAGAUUCCAAUGAAUGUGUGAAAUGGGUUGGGUCGAUAGCUUGAUUUUUCUUCCAAUUAUUAAUGGAUUUUUUUUUUUAUGUGUUAUAAUCUCAGUAGUGCUUUAUAUGUAGAACAUCUUAUUCUUUUGUAUGUAGCUUCACUAAUAUUGUACUGCUGUCUCUCUAAGUGUGUUAAUUUCCCUUAUAGUAAUUCAAAAUUUACCUAUAAAUGUUAACAUACCAUUCCUUUCAUCUUGAUGGUCAAUAUUUUUACGCAUAAAUACAUGAUAUACCAUCUUCUAUUUUUAUGUUGGGACCAGUUUGUUUUCCUUUACUUUGUACAACUCGUGAUCAAAUAUGUUAUUGUUAAUCGUACCAUAAUGGGAUCCUGUUAGCUUGUUCAGUCUUUUAUUAUGUGAUAUAUAUUAUGCAUAUGUUUUUGUACAUACCUUGUAUAUUUUGCCUUUUGACACUGCAUUCCAGACUUUUGUGAUUAAAAUGAGGACCAGAAUUUGUUUAGUGCUACAAUAAAAUUUUGUUGUUAUAAUAAAACAUUUUAGCAAUACAUUGUGAGCAAAUUUACAGCAUUAUUUGAUAUUAGUACAAUGAUCAGCAGGUAUAGCAGUAGUGUAAGGAUUUUACAUCAUUAUCAUAAUGGUCUGUGUCCAUUGAUAGCAAACCAUCAUAAAAAUCAUUUUUGUUUCUGCAUACUAAAGCAUUAAAUGACAAUUGUAUUGAUAAUUCACAGUAAUGAAAACAUUUUCUGAAUUAUUGAAUUAGUUAUAUGUAAAAUGGCAAAUUAAAAUUUAACAUCUGUUUUAAAUUGUAGCCAGCAGUUUUUAGCUUUCAAUCAAUAAACUUAUUUAAAUUAA